AAAAUCGAACCUAGCGGGAUACCAUUCAUUUCCGAGAACUUAAACAAAUGAGUCUCAAGGACAGGUGCCAAGAUCUCUAAGUACUUUGAAUCUAAUUACUUCCUGAGCCAGUCACUUAGAUAGUACAGUUUAUAUAACAUGCAAUAUCACUGAGGCAAGACAAGAGCUUAAUUCAGUUUAAGAUCUUCUAAUGGAGGAAGAAUGGCGUCCUUGAAGACACUCGGCGGUGAGAUUUCAACUAUGUUUGUGGUUCUCUCUCUUCCUGUUGCACUUGUUUUGUCGAAUUAUCACGCAGAUGAAGAAUCCCGCAUCUUGAUAUUUAAGGAAGAAGUACCAAACAAAGCUCUGCAUGGUCAUGUGAUCGCGACUGGGCAGGUGCUCAAUGAGGGGAGCUGUCGGCUGCAAUGUUAUUUGGAGCCCGAUUGUGUGUCCAUUAAUGUAGGUCCUUUGAAGGACGGAAGUCAUCAGUGUGAUUUAAAUGACGUCACCGACGACAAAGAGUUUGCUGUUGUACUAAGCCACACGACAGGCUUUACUUAUAAUGGUGUCGAGAAUCCAUGUAGACACGGCCCAUGUAAAAACAAUGGCGCUUGUCAAGCUGGCUUCACCAGUGAAGGGUUUCGAUGUAUCUGUCCUAUAGGAAUACUUGGAAAGAAGUGCGAGAGAGAUUUGAGAGUGGGGUGUUUUAAAGUUGCUAAUGGCCGUACAGAACUCCGUGAUCUGACUGGCGAAGUAAAAUGGGAUAAUGCGAAUAAAGCAGUGAAGAAGUGCGCUAAGUUAGCUAAAGAUGAAAGUGUUAAGUUGUUCGCUUUGGGAAAAGGUGGCGUUUGUUUAUUUGGGCCGCAUAUGAAAAAUACUGACCUCGACAGCGGAACUGAAAACGCACAGUGCCACAACGGUAUUGGAAUUGGAGACAGCGUGUUUUUAUAUUCCUUAGAAUCGUUGAGUCUUCAACCGCUUGGGUGUUAUAAGGACAGGAAAAGCGACCGGGCUCUGCCAGAUCUUUACCAUAACCUCCGAGGAAGGAUCCAAUGGAACGCUACUAGACGCGGAUUGGAUCUAGUAGUGGAGCAGUGUGCAAUACAAGCCUACAAAAUAGGAUACGAAUACUUCGGCGUUCAAAAUUAUGGAGAGUGUUACGGUAACGGGACGAAUUACACCAAACAUGGUGACAGUCACGAUUGCGAUGUGUAUGACAACGAAACUGGUCACGCAGUGGGAAAAUCACUUGCUAAUUUUGUGUAUUACCUUAAUAAAACAAUGAUAGAAUUAAACUGAAAACACAUUCUUCGACUGGAGACGCAAAAUCAAUCCCGACGAAAAAAGUGUCUGCUAUUUUGAGCAUCUUGAGUUAAGACCGUGGCGAACUAUAAAUGGACGUACUAGGCCUUUUUGUCUCUUGAUUCAAAUAUAAAACGAUAGCUCGUAUUGUAUCUGUCUACGUAUUGAGAUGCAUAACGAUGCAGCAGACGGAUUAUCUCUCUGAGCCAAGUCUCUCUUGUUGGGAAUCCGCCUCUAGUACAAAAGAAGCCAAUCAUCUUUAACCGCCCAUAGAAGUCUCGAUUUCAUAACCUAAUCGUUUAGUAGUUGAUACUUACUGGGAAUCCGUAAAUGUGACUGGCUAAGCCAUCGUUGAUUAUUCGCCCAUUGUCAACGCCCCGCCUGUUUUGUCAUAAUUCUGAUGAAUUCUAAAGAGCCAUCCUGUUGCAUAAAAAAGUUACUUAACUUGAAGCUCAACUUAUUAUGUGAUAGAAAAAAGUGGUCCCUAAACAAUCUAACUACUUCCUCUCCUUUUUUUUUUACGACCAAUUAGCAAAACGGCUGUCCUUGGCUCUUCGCUAAUAAAAAAAUAACCAAUCUCGCAGUCUUCACUGUAAUUAUAUGCAUAUAUACAAAUAUAAACUAGAUUUGAGACUUCCUAACGUCAAAAGUAUUACCGAUACUGUACCAGGGUUACCACCCACCGGAACAAAAAAAAUCCCUGACUUUUCAUUGACUGUAAAGCAAUUUUCACUGACCGUGCAGGAUGAUUAUUUUGGCAGUCAACAAAAAUAAGGAUGGCUCAGAUAAUUUUUAAAACAAAAUUUCCUUAUCUAUUCAAAAAUAUCUAAUGAAAUAAUUUGCGGCAACCUUAAGAUAAAAUUCCCAGACUUUUCACCGAUGUAGAAAUUCCCUGACCUGAUACAAAACUCCCUGACUUUUCCCUGACCUUGAAUAAAAUCUUAUUUUCCCUGACUUUUCCCCGACCGUGGCAACCCUAUGUACUGGUACUGGAUGUCCGAGAGUAAAUAUUGAUUUCAAUAACAAAAAAUUAAUUGGUAUACCUGUGUAUAGCCCCAUUUUGCUGCGUAAAGCCCGGUAUAGCCUGGUGUAGCUGUGUAUAUACCCUUUCAAUGGUAUACCAUGGCAUAAACUUUAUCCCACGAGUCACUUGUAUUUUCUCGGUAUACGCACGAGCUUUUACAGGUAUAGUUUAAUAACGCAUAACUAUUUUAUACGAAGCCACAUAAAAUACAGUGGUCAACGCAAUCAAUGCCACUUACGCGCGGCGCAUGAUGGGAAGGUUGGAGUGAUGCCGUUGAAACUACAACGGCUUUCAUGUAUUCUGAUUGGCUGUAUUUUCUGAGGCAUAGUUUAAGGCAUGGUAUAGCCUGUCAUAUGCUACACUUUAUCUCGUAGCAUACCAUGAGAUAUCCUGCUUGUCACACGAGCCUUUUUGCAAAAAAAUUUUUACCCUGCCAUAGAAUACAGUGGCAAAGACAGUCAAUGCGACGGCCACGCAGUGAAGUACCGUCGAGCUUACAACAACUUUGCUCUACACUGACUGGCUGUAUUUUCUAUGUAACUUAAUGAGUAUUUUACUGUAGUCUGUUAGUUGUUUCCAUUCUAUUCGACAGCUGAGCACCAAUUUAUACUAGAUUAGAGGCAACCUUAUAUCAAGAGUGUAGUAAUUGUGGUCCCAGGAUUUCCGAUGGUUCAUGAGGAAAACGAACGAUAGAAAACGGCGAAACUGAGGGAGACUUUCAAAGAACAGCCUAAAGUUCGCGUACGAUAAUCGAUGUGGACAUGUGUAAUCAGCUAUAGUACUAGCAUUUUGUUAUGAUAAGUUGUAAAUAGGUUGUAACAGAUUUCUCGUAGCCUUAAGCUGAACAAUGAUUUGGACACACAAACUACACAAGUAUCAGUGGUUUGUAAAUGCUGGUAUUGUCGUCCGUAUGAGAAAAUAGAUACAAAAGUAUUGGAAAUCCAUAGUUUGGCUAAACUAUUCCUGCCACCCUUCAAAGGUCGAAUCUUCUGUUCGCGUUCCUGUAACCUAUGAAGCUUACGAGGGUGGGUGCUUAGCCCAACCGCUCAAACCGGAGGGUGAGGGUUUUCUCACGGGGUUUCCUUCCCCUAGCCAUGGGUUCUUGCUAUCAAGGGGGAAUAGAAACUCGCCUCUCGCUAUUGCAAGGAAGUAACUGUUAGAGUAAACUUUCCUUACUACAAAACACAGUAUAUUGACCGCGGUCAUCCCGACCAGCGGCAUACUUCAUUGAAUCUCCUAUAAAAAUUAAAUUAGAAAGAUUGUAGUAGGUUCCUUAGAAACCCUUUCUUGGCUCAGAGUAAAACAAAAUGACACUUAGAUACAAUAAAUUUAAAAUUCAGUGCAGCGUAUUCUCGCGAUGAAGUUACGACUGUUAAAUGACUUCAUAUGAUUAAGAGUAAGUCAAAAUUUGUAUGAUUGCAAUGUUUCAUGAUUUCAAACCUAUAAGGCUGAAACAUGGGAACUAAAUUAAUUUGAACCCCUUCUUCGCAUUUCUGCAAACACAUUUUCCGCUUAUAAACAAUGGCUGCCAUAAAACGCGCUAUCUGAAAGAUUACUGAAGACUACAGAAUUUGAAUAACUAUGUUAAAUCUGAGAUCAUGACAUUUUAGCUCACUGAAAGCCGAGAAAUAGGCAUCAGUUUUACAGCUGGGGUUGCAGCACCACAUUUAGCCGAAAAAGUGAGAGAAAACCGCAACACUAAAAACGAAUUUUAGGUUGUGUCUUGAGAGCCUCGCCAUCAAACUUCAGCAAGUAACUCAUACAAGGGUUGCGUUGUAAGUAGUCAGUGUAGUCUGCUUUCACUCCAUCUCCUUGGGAACGACGAAUGUCGAAAAAUUAAAACAUGAGAAUCACCGAGUAAUCUCUUCCUGUUCGUGCAGGAAAAGUUCCAAAAACUUAAAAUUCACGAGCUAAAAAUCCUAAAGGUUUUUUAUAUCAAUACUUAACGAAAUAUGUCUCAACUCGACCUAAACCUAGGUCUAAUAACCUGUUUCCAUCCGAUUUAAUCGUUAAAUGGUUCAUGUCCUUUGUUAUAUACUGUUCUACCAAACAAAACCUUUGAGGUGGCUUUUCACGUGCGUUUGAGUGUGUGCGAUUUUGCCAUGUUUAAGAACUCUUUAAAAUUAUCCUAAAAUAAAUUACAGUAAUCCUCUAGAUUAAAACACCAUCUCGGGGGCCAGACCUGUACGACGACUAAAAACAUGCCAAGCUCUUAGAGACUAGAGCUAAGCGUGACCAUAAUUACAUGAUGUCUGUGAUUUGAUGCAUUUGGUGACCGCUACGUGGGCAGGCAAGCUAAAAUGGGUUUCGUGUCAAACUUAAAGUUCAAAAACACCGAAGACGAGAACUGGAAUUCUUUAUCUUCCCA
Orbicella faveolata is the source of this 4673-nucleotide messenger RNA. RefSeq names its product pikachurin-like. NCBI's taxonomy places the organism in Eukaryota, Metazoa, Cnidaria, Anthozoa, Scleractinia, Merulinidae. The record is from RefSeq and is a predicted model, not a curated record.